This is a messenger RNA of Mauremys mutica (yellowpond turtle), 495 nucleotides long. Its product is annotated as serine/threonine-protein kinase BRSK1-like. NCBI's taxonomy places the organism in Eukaryota, Metazoa, Chordata, Testudines, Geoemydidae. Gene Ontology annotation, cellular component: cytoplasm. The record is from RefSeq and is a predicted model, not a curated record. Gene Ontology annotation, biological process: intracellular signal transduction; microtubule cytoskeleton organization; protein phosphorylation. The transcript has 3 exons. Gene Ontology annotation, molecular function: protein serine/threonine kinase activity; tau-protein kinase activity; ATP binding. Bases 152 to 445 code for a protein of 97 amino acids.
CCGAUCCCUCCUCCCCUCCCCCCCGGCCCCCCCAAACCCGCCGGCAUGCGGGGCUGAGGGGCCGCGGCCUCCGUCUAUUGUUCCUGCCCAGGGAGGGGAAUCGAGGCGGGGUGGGGGGGGGGAGGUGGCGGACAAAGGGGGCCCGGCCGUCAUGUCCGGCGGCAAGGAGCCUGGGGGGCACCCCCCGGGCCCGGCCCCCCAGCACGCCCAGUACGUGGGGCCCUACCGCCUGGAGAAGACCCUGGGCAAAGGCCAGACGGGGCUGGUGAAGCUGGGCGUUCACUGCAUCACAGGGCAGAAAGUGGCCAUCAAGAUCGUGAACCGGGAGAAGCUGUCGGAGUCGGUGCUGAUGAAGGUGGAGCGGGAAAUCGCCAUCCUGAAGCUGAUCGAGCACCCGCAUGUGCUGAAACUGCACGACGUCUACGAGAAUAAGAAAUAUUUGUAGGUAUUUAUAGACGCUCCCUGCGCAUCACCCUCCCAGCCAGCCAGUCCCUG